AUGUCGGUUGCGCAUCUUCUCGAAGCGUUCUUACUAAUUAGAUGUGAAGAGCGGACAUUUGAGGAUCUGUUUGCGAACGAUCUGUACACUAGAAAGAGAGCAUCGAAUGUCAUUAACUUUGAUCAUAUCCCUUUGGAAGACCAGAUUGUAUGCUUAUUUCCUGGUCAAGGCGCCCAGUAUGUUGGUAUGGGAAGCAAG
Messenger RNA from Strongylus vulgaris, 198 nucleotides. Lineage: Eukaryota; Metazoa; Nematoda; Chromadorea; Rhabditida; Strongylidae. The record is from the annotation of a GenBank genome assembly.